This is a messenger RNA of Trypanosoma theileri, 897 nucleotides long. RefSeq lists its product as uncharacterized. Bases 1 to 897 code for a protein of 298 amino acids. Lineage: Eukaryota; Euglenozoa; Kinetoplastea; Trypanosomatida; Trypanosomatidae. The record is from RefSeq and is a predicted model, not a curated record. The transcript has a single exon.
AUGGUGACCAGUCCCCGCGCCGAUGCUACGGUCCUACAACGUCUGGAAGAGGAACUGCAGCAACACGAACUAGUGCUUGCGGGAGAGCAGGCGCGACUAGCCGAAUUGCAGCGACCCGACAGCUGCAGCAGCAGAGGCAGCAGCCCCACCCGCCGCCAUAGCAACAACAGCAACAUGGGCAGUGUGAGUCCGCGGCGAAGCCCAACGGCGAAUGGCGAGAGUCUCGCAGCGGCGCGGAAGCGGCUGCAGGCGAAGAAUGCGGCACUUCGCCAGGCGCUCCUGCGGCUGCGGCGGGCGGAGCGGUCCCUCGCGCUCGACCCGCAGUUGAUGGAGAUCCGCAACAAGACGGCCGCGACGCAGCGGGAGGUGGCGCAAAUCACGGAGGAGGUGCGCACCCUCGAGAAUGUGCGGCGGCAGUGGCGAAAGGGGAUGGAGCGGGUGCGGGCGGGGGAGCGGUCGGUGUCGGCGAUACGCGGCCGGCAGUAUGAGGAGCAGCUGCAGCUGCGGGACACACUGCGAAACCUCACGGAGGAGCUGAAGCUGCUGGAGAAGAAGGACAUUCAACUGCAUGAGCAUUUCGCCGCCUUGCAGCGGCAAGUGGUGUUGAACGUUACAGAAAAGGAACUUGCCGCAUUAAAGGAAGAGCGGGAGGAACAGGAGAGAACAAUAGAAAAUCUAAAGAAAAAACGGGAGGAGUUGCGGUCACGUCAUACAGAUUUAAUGGAUGAGCAUAGACGUCUGGCAUUUAAAGAGGGAAGAGCAAAAGCCAAGAUGGAGAAGGAUAUUGCAGAUCUUAGAGCUCUUCUACAGCUGCGUGAUGAGGAACUAGGACAGUUGUAUCGCACCAUUGGGCGAGGACGAGGACGAGGGCGAGGGCUUGGUAAACCUCAACAUUAA